Cercospora beticola is the source of this 2232-nucleotide messenger RNA. Its product is annotated as PAN domain-containing protein. The record is from RefSeq and is a predicted model, not a curated record. NCBI's taxonomy places the organism in Eukaryota, Fungi, Ascomycota, Dothideomycetes, Mycosphaerellales, Mycosphaerellaceae.
CUCGUGGAUCGUCCUUCUACAUCUCCGGGAAUCUCUUCAUUCACGAUGUUGUUGCCACGAGGCAUUAUCACACGCACACUCGCUGCAUUGCUCACCUGUCAACAAGUUGCUGCUGUUCCGGAGUUCUACAGCAAUGUACGACACAACGUCCCCCGCCAGGAGCAGACUACAGCAGGCAACGCUCCGCGGGCGCUUCUCGAACCCAUAAUACCACCGAUGAUUGAUGAAGAUGCUCUCUUGACCUUGGCUACAGCGAAGAAUGUUACCCUGGCUUGGGCUGGGUCCAGCAACACAAACACCUCAAAAGGAGUCUUUCGACGAGAUGGAUCGGCGGUCCUCACACAGGCGACUUUCGAAUUCCGUCACCCAACUGUCGCGCUAGAUCAUUCAACCUACAUUUCGCAAAUAUCCUGCUCAAACGGUAAACUCACUGCAAAGUUGACGGACAAGGCUUACGCGUACGUGAAGAAGCGGUGGCCAACCAAUAGCCCGAUCAUCUUCGUCACAGCUGUUCAAGGCUGUGGCAAGGAUGAAGAGAACGACUACUUCCUCGCGAGAUCUGUCGCCCUUUCGGAUAACAGCAAGACUUUCACCGCUUCAGGUGCCGAAUCCACGUACAAGCAAAUUGGCCUGCGAUUCGAUCUGUCAUGGGGCGAUGUGGGAGUCCUGCCUAUCAAGCGGGCCCACGAUAAGAGACAUAUCUUUGCGCCUCAUCCAGCAUUCCGACGAAGAGGUCUUAUCGACGUGGAAGAAACCCUGGACUUCACAUUCGGAUUCGGUGUGUACGCAAGCGACAUCCUCGGUGUCGAUUCAGAUGCCCCUUGGCCAAACGCAGUGCGACUUCUGAAAGUCGGCAAAGACGAGCCAGGCGUGAAGAAUGACACCAAGAAGGCGUGGGAGAAAGGCGAAUUGUCGAAAGAUGUGAAGAAGUUCGAGGGACCCAAACCUGGCAAAGUGUCCGGCGGCCUAGAAUACGGCGUCAAGUUGUACUGCGUGCAGUGCGGCUUUGGAGGCCAAGCAACCAUAUACGGAACCAUGGGCGGAGAACUGCCUACUUUCUCACUUACAAAGCUGAAGGUCGGCUUCAAGCUGCAGAUGAAAGCAGGAGCUAAUGCAGGCUUCGAGGCCUACGCACUCUACAAGAAGGAGUACCUGAAGCAACUAGCCAGGAUCAAUCUUGCAGGAUGGAAGAUCCCGCUACUGGCUGACAUCGGUCCUUUCAUCCAGCUCAGCCUCCUCCUCGGAAUGGAGAUCAAGGCCAGUGGGAACUUGCUUAUUGGCUCGAGCGUGGUAUGGGACCAAAUCGAGAUCGAACUGGACUUACUGGAUUCGUCCAAGAGUUUCAGUCGGGGCUGGUCACCGAGAUACGAGCCCAACUUCUCUGUGUCUGGCGAGCUCAACGCUCAGCUGUACGUGGGCUUGCCUGUCAAGAUUGGACUGGGGGUCAACAUCCUUGAAGGUACAUGGGAGGCCGACGCCUCGUUCGUGGAGACACCGAAAAUUGUCGCCGAGGGCAAGUUUGAGGCCACUGCCGCGCUUGGUGCGAAUCCAAACAAAUUUGGCACAGACGUGAAUGAAGGCUGCUAUGGUAUCGUAGCGUCGCUCUUCUUCUCGAACACUCUGCAAUUUGUGCUACAAGGCAAAUACAUUGGCUCAAGAGCCUACGAUCUCAUGGACCCAGUCAAGAUCGACCUCAUCGAGCCGAAAUGUCUCUCUUUCGAGAGGACAGGCGGCGGUGACGGACUGCCAGAUUAUACACCCCAAGGCACAGGAUCGGGAGCUGGCUUGGGCGGCAACGGACUCAACAGUGGAGGCAUCGGACUCUCCGGAGGAAACAACAAUAACAACAAACCUCCUUCGACAACCACGACAACUUCCCGUACAGGCAGCGCCACCGGAACUCCCACUCCGCCCAGGCCAGCCUGCACACCAGGCUUGGUCAAAGACAACCCAUCGAAGCCCAAGAACACAAUCUGUGGUAGAUUUGCGAAAUCUUCCCAGGUCCUUACCAAUCCGCAACCAAAGCUAUUCAAGGAAUUCGACAUUGGCAGCGAUACUCUAUGCCGCAACGAGUGUCUGCUGAACGCCGGCUGUCAGAGUUAUAGCUACACCAACAAGGGCAAAUGUACGCUGUACAACCGCAAAGUGUUUGAUAUCGCCAUGGCGACGAAGCCUAAUUCGCCCGAUUUUACGCUAUGGGACAAAGAUUGCUAUAUUGUCACUACGUGCUAA